AUGAUUUGGGUAUUAUUAACAAUAGUAAACUUAAUCCUGGGAAAAAGCUACCGGGUGCCAAGCUUUGAUGAUUUUUUGCAGAAAUAUGAAAAGCACUAUGAGAGUACGGAAGAAUAUAUGUUGAGGAAGAGAAUAUACGAAGAAAACGUGAAAUAUAUAAAAAAUAUAAAUAAUGGGGAGAAUGAUGAAGGAAUUAUAAAUUGGUUUUCGGAUACAGAAGUUGGCAGUAGAAAAGAAAAGAAGGUAUCUGAAGAAAGAGUCGCAAGCUAUCCACCAGAAUGGGACUGGACUUUGAUGGAAGCAGUCACAGAAGUGAAAAAUGAAAGAGGCUGCAACAGUUCCUAUAUUUUUGCAGCUGUAGGAGCUGUAGAGUCACUGCUUUAUCUCCAAGGGAAAACUAAUGGAACUCUUUAUGAGAUGUCUGAACAAGUGAUUCUUGACUGUGACAAAAAGGCAACUUGCAAAGGAGAAGAUAUCGCAGUCCCGCUUGACUUCAUGCAGAGCAUGGGAACUGUAAUUGAAGCUUUUUACCCAUACGAAGGAAACAGCUACCGGUGCCAAUUUGACUUGAUGCCGCCUGACCUUUUAUUUAAUAUUUCUGGAUAUAGGCAAAUUCAGCCAAAUAAUUACACUGCACUAUACGAAGCAAUUACAAUAAAUCCGGUUGUGGUCUUUAUGAAUAUUAUAAUAAUAAAAUGGCGUCGAAGAGAAUUUCUCUUUGAGGAAUUUUCUUUCCUUUACUCCCCACGUGAGCGAACAAAAAAAUCUUGUUAGCUCACUGAGGGAGUUAAUUUUUUUUUUUUAAAAUUUUAUAUAUACAUUUUAAAGAAAAAAUCCCACUUCUCGAAAAUUGGAAGGCAAAUAUUAAUUUUAUUUUAUGUUUUAAAAAUAUAAUUUGUUUAAAAUUAAACAGAAUUAGAUCGAGAUUUCAUGAUACAAGUUAUAGAAAUUGCCCGAGGAUGGCGCUAUUUUGCGCCAUCCUCGGGGCAAUUUCUAUAUCACUUAUAUAUUAAAAUUUUUUCCCAUAAAAAAUUCUUGUUCUUUCAGGAGGGUGGGGGUUUUUGGCAAAAAAUAAGAAUUUUUCUAAUGGCUUUUUAGGCUUACGGAGAGGGGGAGUGAAGCAAUUUUAUUAUUAUAGGGUUCAGUUUUUCCCAGUGAGACCUUAUCCAGCAAUAUCAGGCAAACAACGGGAAGGGGUGCACAGCUCCUGGCCUGAUCCUUGGAUGUUUGGUGGGCACAAAGUUUUAUUGCUUGACACUCCCGAGGAGGGAGAUCCACAGGCAGCACACUGCGCAGAAGUCAAGUUUGAGCGAGGUAGCGCAGCCGUGAGAUUUGGUAGCUAAUUGGCUGUCACUUGCUUUGGAUGGUCCGUCAACCCGAUAAAAAGGGUGACGUCACCAAUUGGUGUCUAUUGGGGUGAACCCUUGUGACCUUGUUAAAUCACGCUGCAGAGCUGGAGAAACACGUUAAAUACUCUAAGUAAUGCUAAUGUGGUCUUUAUGAAUAUUGGAUCUGAAGACUUUUUCUCAUAUGAGGCAGGAGUUUAUGGUGAAGAUCUGUGUCAGGCUUCUCCACUGAACCAUGCUAUGCUUGCUGUUGGGUAUAGUGAAGGGGAAUUUAUAAAAUUCAAAAAUUCUUGGGGUCCAAACUGGGGUAUGGAAGGAUAUGUGCUGAUUGAAGUUAAUAGUGCUAAUGAAAGCAAAGGCGGGACGUGCGGGAUACUAAAAUAUGGGUUAACCCCAUAUCUUUAA
Messenger RNA from Blepharisma stoltei, 1751 nucleotides. The record is from the annotation of a GenBank genome assembly. Lineage: Eukaryota; Ciliophora; Heterotrichea; Heterotrichida; Blepharismidae.